Vicia villosa (hairy vetch) is the source of this 925-nucleotide messenger RNA. RefSeq names its product protein MAIN-LIKE 2-like. Gene Ontology annotation, biological process: meristem maintenance; meristem development. Lineage: Eukaryota; Viridiplantae; Streptophyta; Magnoliopsida; Fabales; Fabaceae. The transcript is spliced from 3 exons. The coding region runs from base 20 to 925 and encodes 301 amino acids. The record is from RefSeq and is a predicted model, not a curated record.
ACUUAAAGAGUUCUUGAAAAUGGCUCAACAACUUCUUACCAUGGGUGAAACACACAGAGGAACUAGAGCGAAUUUGGCGACCUUUGCUGUUGACCGAUUCCGUACACGUUCUCACGCUUACGUUGAACCCGACGAGAGGAUUAUUCCGAAUCUCCAAGCAUGUGGCUUCGGACAUAUCAUAAAAGUUAACAACAACACCAUAGACAGAAAAUUCAUCCUUGCCUUACAAGAGCGAUGGAGGCCUGAAACCCACACGUUUCAUCUUCCAAUAGGUGAGUGUACUAUUACUCUAGAGGAUGUUUAUAUGUUACUUGGUCUGCCCAUUGAUGGCAAGGCUGUUAAUGGAUCUGUUCAACAUGCUAAUUCAAUGUGUGAGAGAGUGUUGGGAAGAGAUCUAGUUGUGCCUACUCAAGGUUCAAGAGGCCAGGGUAUCAGUCUGGUCUCCCUUAGAGAUUACUAUGAUGAACUCGUCUUGAUGGACAACUUUACUGAGGAGCAUGUUUGGUUAAUGACUAAGGUUUAUAUAAUGUUGAUGUUUGGUAAACUUUUAUUCCCGGAGUCGACAGGUAACACUGUCAACUUUUUCUAUUUAAGUAAAUUUGACAGUAUUAGCAAGAUUAGGAAAUAUAGUUGGGGGUCCGCCGUUUUGGCGAUGUUAUACCAGUCUCUUUGUAAGAACGCGGUUGCCGAGAAGUGCACCUUCUAUGGAUGUGCGUUCCUCCUACAAGUAUGGGGUUGGUGGAGAAUGCCGACGCUGUCCCCGGUAGGCAGGAACAACUACACGUUCCCUUAUGCAACAAGGUUCUGUGGUCCUAAAUUGGAUUACAGUAAGAAUCCGAGGGGGAGUGUUGUUUUAUAUCGGGACCUAAUUGAUCACCUCCGAGCUGAAGAUGUAUUAUCCCUAAACUUUUAUAUGAUCAUAUAG